This is a messenger RNA of Chinchilla lanigera (long-tailed chinchilla), 596 nucleotides long. RefSeq names its product transmembrane protein 89-like. Lineage: Eukaryota; Metazoa; Chordata; Mammalia; Rodentia; Chinchillidae. The record is from RefSeq and is a predicted model, not a curated record.
GCAGUGGCCACAGCUAUGCUCCAGGCACCGUCCCUGCUUCCUGUGCUGCUCCUGCUGGCCAAGCCUGCUCCUGCCCUUGCCUGGUCACCGCCCCUGUGGUACCAGUUGAGGCUGGACUUACAUCCCUGGGCGUGCGAGCCCAGCAGCCCGGAGGCCUGUGGGGGCAUCCUGGGCUGUACCGGCUACUGGACAGGCCUGGGAGGGAGCCGCGUGUACCCCGUGGCUGGCGUCAUGGCCACCACCACCAUGAUGCUAGUGAUGGGUCGUCCGAUGCUGCAGCGGUGGCGUGCACAGAGCCUGCACCCGGCCCCCAGCCUCCAUGGACCCGGGAAACGGCGGGUUCCAGUCUCAGACCGCAUCGUGCUCCUCAGGGUCCUUCACAUGCUGGAUGCCCUCCUGCUCCACAUAGAGGCCCACCUGCAGCGCCUCGCCACCCCAGUGCAAAUAAAGGAGACCCCCACCCGUCCAGGUGGCCCGACACGCGUGUCUCUGUCUGGUGGCCAGGCGCAGGGAGGGGGUGGCCUCACACCCUAUUCUUUCCUGCCCUGUCGGGGCCCUGCGGCCCUUUCCACGCUUGGAGCUAGUGGGCCCAUUGA